AUGGCCUUCAGUAUCUUCCGGAAACAGUCGCUCGAGCAGAAACGGAUAUCGACUAUCAUCGUCACCGUACCCUUCCUUGUCGCCACCUCCGUCAUCCUCUACCGCCGCCUCUUCCUCGGCGAGGAACAGAAACGGAUGCCUCGACCUGGACAACCCGGGGCGAAUAUGCCGAUGUUGAGUGGAGGAGUCGGCGAGGGAGAGAAGAAAGGAGAGUUUGGAGCGAUGCCGGAGGAGUUGCAGAGAAGGAUUCGGGAGGAGGAGAAGCGAUCGGGGCGGAUUUAG
This is a messenger RNA of Rhodotorula toruloides NP11, 282 nucleotides long. RefSeq lists its product as uncharacterized. Bases 1 to 282 code for a protein of 93 amino acids. Lineage: Eukaryota; Fungi; Basidiomycota; Microbotryomycetes; Sporidiobolales; Sporidiobolaceae. The record is from RefSeq and is a predicted model, not a curated record. The transcript has 2 exons.